AUCAAGCAUCUAGGCAUGCAGACUGCUUCUACAAACAUUUGUGAAAGAAUGGGUCGCUCUCAGGAGCUCAUUGAAUUCAUGUGUAGUACCGUGAUAGGUUGCCACCUGUGCAGAAACUCUAUCUGUGAAAUUUUCUUGCUACUAAAUAUUCCACGGUCAACUGUUAGUGGUAAUUAUAACAAAGUGGAAGCAACUGGGAACAACAGCAACUCAGUCAUUUAGUGGUAGGCCACAUAAAAUGACAGAGUGGGGUCAGCGCACGCUGAAGCGCACAGUGCGUAGAAGUCGCCAACUGUCUGUAGAGUCAAUAGUAAAAGGCCUCCAAACUUUGUGCGGCCUUCAGAUUAGCACAACAACAGUGCGUAGAGAGCUUCAUGGAAUGGGUUUCCAUAGCCGACUAGGUGCAUCCAAGCCAUACAUCACCAAGUACAAUUCAAAGCGUUGGAUGCAGUGGUGUAAAGCACGCCGCCACUGUACGUGAGAACGGUACUUGCCUGACUGCAUUUUGCCAAGUGUAAAGUUU
This is a messenger RNA of Staurois parvus, 523 nucleotides long. Lineage: Eukaryota; Metazoa; Chordata; Amphibia; Anura; Ranidae. The record is from the annotation of a GenBank genome assembly.